Molecule: messenger RNA, 285 nt
Organism: Triticum turgidum subsp. durum (durum wheat)
Lineage: Eukaryota; Viridiplantae; Streptophyta; Magnoliopsida; Poales; Poaceae
Source: the annotation of a GenBank genome assembly
AUGCCAUCGCUGCCUCCCGGCAGCGCCGCCUCCUGUCAGCACACCAGCCCCGCCUCCCCACACAUUGCUUGUGAAGAGUCAGCGUUGCUGCUGAAGACGACGGGGCAGUUCUACUUCUCCGUGAUGACCAGGACGACGUUGCUAUCUAUGCUCGGCCAUAGGAAGUAUGGUGCUUGCAAAUUUGGCCAUGAACCGUUGAACUAUUGCGAAUUUGGCUGUGAAUCAUUUUGUAUAGAAAAUUAUAUGAAGUAUGAUGGGUCAGCUGUCAUUCCUCAGUUUGAAUAG